This is a messenger RNA of Clarias gariepinus (North African catfish), 3312 nucleotides long. RefSeq names its product regulatory factor X, 2 (influences HLA class II expression) (gene rfx2). The record is from RefSeq and is a predicted model, not a curated record. NCBI's taxonomy places the organism in Eukaryota, Metazoa, Chordata, Actinopteri, Siluriformes, Clariidae. Gene Ontology annotation, molecular function: RNA polymerase II cis-regulatory region sequence-specific DNA binding; DNA-binding transcription factor activity, RNA polymerase II-specific. Gene Ontology annotation, biological process: regulation of transcription by RNA polymerase II. Gene Ontology annotation, cellular component: nucleus. The transcript has 18 exons. Bases 279 to 2468 code for a protein of 729 amino acids.
CCUGACGUAAGGGCGCGCGAGACAGGCUAGCAACAGUUGCCUCGAGACCCCCCGCGCUCGCGCACCAUAGCGACUGUAGUCGUGGAGACCGUUUCUUACCAACAGCGGCGGAGAGCAACAGCAGCAGCAGCAGCGGAAACUGGAAUCGGAGCUGGAAAGUGUGUGUGAAAGAGAGUGUGUGUGUAUGUAAGUGUGGGUGAAGAAAAAGAAACAAGAAAACGUCAGGAAAGCUGCGGAACACACGAGAGAGUGAAGGAGAGAGAGAGAGAGAGAACAUCAUGCAGAAUUCAGAGGGUGGCUCGGAGGCAGCGUCCACAGUGGCGCUACAGACGGCCACUUCGGCCCAGGCGCCCGUCGUGCAGCCCGUACCUCCCUCGCAACAGCGGGUGUUAGUCCAGGCCACAGGCUCGUCCCCAAAGCCACAGGUUCAACAACUGCCUAGAGUGCAACAGGUUCCACAGCAGGUGCAGCAUGUACAGCACGUAUACCCACCCCAAGUGCAGUAUGUCGAAGGAGGAGAGGCCGUCUACCCCAACGGCGCCAUCCGCACAGCGUACACCUACAACCACGACGCCCAGCUUUACGGUCAGGCCAGCGGCAACGCCUACUUCGACACCCAGCCAGGGGCGACGCAGGUCACCACAGUGGUCUCUUCGGCCAGCAGCGUGCCCUCCCACAGCAUGGUGGGUAUCACCAUGGACGUGGGCAGCAGCCAGGUGAUCUCCAGCAGCGGCGCCUAUCUCCUUCACGGGGGCUUGGACGGCCGACACCACGCCACCCCGUCCUCCCGCUCUUCCUCCGCGAUGCUUGAAAUGGCGAUUGAAAACCUCCAAAAGUCUGAAGGGAUUGCUUCUCACAAGAGCAUCCUGCUCAACAGCCAUCUGCAGUGGCUGUUGGAUAACUAUGAGACGGCGGAAGGAGUGAGUCUGGCCCGCUGCUCCCUCUAUAACCACUACCUGCGUCACUGCCACGAGCAGAAGCUGGAUCCAGUCAACGCCGCCUCGUUCGGCAAACUCAUCCGCUCGGUGUUCAUGGGGCUGCGGACACGCCGUCUCGGCACCAGGGGAAACUCGAAGUACCACUACUACGGCAUCCGCGUGAAGCCCGACUCUCCUCUCAACCAGCUGCAGGACGACACUCAGUACAUGGCCAUGAGACAGCAGCCCAUCCACCAGAAACAGAGGUUUAAGCCACUGCAGAAGAUGGGAGGUAUGAGUGAUUGCAUUUCCUUCGGCUCUCAGCACUCGAGCGGCACCCCGGAGCAGAGCGUGGCCGCCCAGAGCCAACACCACCAACAAUACAUCGACGUGUCCCACGCCCUGCCCCCGUUCCCCUCCCUCGAUCUGGACUCCUGUCCGCUGCCGGAGCGCAUCACCAUGAGCGACGUGAAGAAGCUGCAGAGCAUCUACAGGGACCACUGUGAGGCCACUCUCGACGUGGUGAUGAAUCUGCAGUUUCACUUCAUCGAGAAGCUGUGGCAGACCUUCUGGUAUUCAGCACUGCCAUCUAGUGACGGCAACACCCCCAUCAUCCCCAGCAGUGAUGAGGAGAUCGAAGGUGUGGUCCCGAGGGACAAGCUGAUCGCGCUGUGCAAGUUCGAGCCGGUGAAGCAGUGGAUGAGGAGCUGCGAUCACAUCCUGUACCAGGCCCUGGUGGAAAUCCUCAUCCCCGACGUCCUGCGGCCUGUUCCCAGUACUCUCACUCAGGCGAUCAGGAACUUUGCUAAGAGCCUCGAGGGCUGGUUGACUUCAGCGAUGAGUAACUUCCCCCAGGAGAUCGUCCGCACCAAGGCUGCCGUGGUGAGCGCGUUCGCACAGACGCUGCGCAGGUACACCUCUCUGAACCACCUGGCGCAGGCGGCCCGGGCCGUGCUGCAGAACACGUCUCAGAUCAACCAGAUGCUCAGCGACCUCAACCGCGUCGACUUCGCCAACGUGCAGGAGCAGGCAUCGUGGGUGUGUCAGUGUGACGAGAGCGUGGUGCAGCGUCUGGAGCAGGAUUUUAAGAUGACGCUGCAGCAGCAGAGCUCUCUGGACCAGUGGGCCGCGUGGCUGGACAGCGUGGUGAGUCAGGUGCUGAAACCGCACGAGGGCAGUCCCAGCUUCCCGCGCGCCGCACGCCAGUUCCUCCUCAAGUGGUCCUUCUACAGCUCCAUGGUGAUCAGAGACCUGACCCUGCGCAGCGCAGCGAGUUUCGGCUCUUUCCACCUGAUCCGCCUGCUCUACGACGAGUACAUGUUCUACCUGGUGGAGCACCGCGUCGCCCAGGCAACCGGAGAAACCCCCAUCGCCGUCAUGGGAGAGUUCAGUGACCUCAGCUCGAUGAUGCCGUCCCUCAUGGAGAAAGAUCCAUCCUUCUCAGACGACAUGAGUGACCUGGGGAGUGACGCAGACGUGUCCCGGGGGGCGUGCGAGCCGGCCGUGAAAAGGGAGAGAAUCGAGAUUAACCACACUCUGCAGGAGAUCUGAACCCGUGCAGUGUGUGUGAGAGAGAGUGAGUGUGUGUGUGUGUGCGCGCGUGAAAGAAUGUGUGGAUUUAUAUUAUAUAAUGAGGAAACGUAUGAGAAUCCUCCAUAGUGUGAGUCGAUAUAUAACGCUGGCUGGAUUCUUUGGGUUUGUGAGGAACUAAUGCAGUCUAGAACCUUUUUAUAGUUUGUGUUUGAGGAUCGUUUUUCUUUUUCUCCUUCUUCUUCGUGCCUCUGUAAGUGGUGUGAUGUUUUUUUUAUUUUCGUGCCAUGGUGUCCUUUCAGUGCCUUAGAAACCCCUCAAAUGUGCGCGCGCACACACACCGUGCCUGUCCCGUGUCACAGUACGACUACAACCGAAUCGUCUCUCGAGCACCUUCAGAUGAAAUGAGGAUAAUUUUGUUUUUGUUUUUUAAAAAACUUUCAUUACCAAGAAAAUGUGCGCGCACAGCUCCCUGUGUACGAGACGCGCCGUCGAUACCUCAACUGUUUCUAUGCUGCGCUGUGUUUUUUACCUAACAAUCCAAGAGCUGUUUCUUUUUUUAUCUGUGUGUAAACUUAGGCUUUUUGGUUAGCGACUCACACUGCAUCUUCUCUACGCUACAUCACGUUGAGCCUUGAUCUUUUUUUUUCUCCACCGGCGUUGUAAAGUGGCGUUUUCUCAAUUAAGGGUGAUUUUAAUAAAAAAAGGUAAAGAUCAUCGAUCCUCGGACCAAAUCCUUAUAGUGCCUGUGCUUGGAGGAAAAUCAAACCAAGGCUGAUGAUUAAUUAGCUUAUCUUGUGUUGAAAUUGUUAGCCUUAGAAAUCAUGCGCGUGCGCACACACACAGCUACUGUUGUGUUUUUUUU